CGGGAGGCGAGGAUGGUGGACGCGGAGGGCGAGCGUCGAUGCGAGCGUUCGUGAAUUGCGUGGAUGUUCUGGCGCAGUGCGGGUGCGCGGAGGGAGGAGAGGGGUGGGAAUGGCGCGAGUUGUGGACGGCGCUCGACGCGGCGAGCGCGAGCGGCGAGGCGAGUCAUCGAGAGGCGAGCGCGCGGACGUACGCGGUGCUUUGUGAAUCGCUCGGUGCGCGCAUGGUGAGCGAACAUGAGAGGUUACUGGUGAUGUUCGUGCGAAUGGUGUCGUCGGAUGAAGACGCGAACGUGAGGUACGCGGCUUUGGACGGCGUCGGCAAGUUGGCGGGAAGUUGGUGCGUCGCGCCGACGCUCGGACCCGCGCUGUCCGCGUGCGCAGUCGAGUUGGUACGAUGUGCGGAACGAUCGCUAGAAAUAGGAGACGGCAGGCUGCUCGGCGCGUCGCUCGAAGCGAUGUCGGCUUUAGUCGGGGCGCGAGAGGACGUUUACGGCGCGCACAACGCCGCGCUGAUUCAAAUCUUGGAGCUCGCGCUACGCCUCGGCACCAAUCCAAAGCUAGACGCCGGCUCUAUUCGUGCGCCAGCACUGCUGAUUUUGACAAAGAUGGCGAAGAAGCACGCCGAGCUGUUGACGGAAACGAUGGCUGGUCAGAUUGAUUUACAGUACGACCCGCACGUUUUGGGUCAGGGCGGUCCAAUUUCCGCCGCGCUCGUGCCGCCGUUGCUGACGAUUUCUUUGGAAGCCGAAGAGCGUUCAUUUGAUGACGAAGAUGUCGAGGGCGAAGGUUUGGACGAACAGAGUUCGUCGCCCGCGGCGUUAGCUCGAGGUGCUCUUCGCGCGCUUGCGAGUACGAUUCCCAACCACUUCGUCGUCGCCCCGGCGCUGAAUCUUCUCGAGCGGCUGCGAGGCGGCGCGAACGCACCCGCGGCGUGGAGAGUGUUUGCGGCGAUCACAGAAGGUACCCAAGGUGAGGGCGUGACAUCACAUCUCCCGGUGCUCAUUCCCGAGCUCACUGAGACCAUGAAAUGCGUCGAUGUGAAUCUCAGAGUUGCCGCGAUGGAGGCCAUGUGCAUGAUGGCGACGCACUGUCAGCCAGAGAUGGCGGAUGAAUACGCGGGUACGACUUUCUCGCUCAUCGCGAGCAUGUUGACACACGCGCCUCGAAGUUGCCAGUGGGCUGUGCACGGUGCGUUAUCGAAGAUGUGCGAAAACUCCCUCGGUGAGGCAAUCGCGCCGCUUAUAGUGCCGCUCAUAGAGGCUUUAAAGGCGCAGACGAUGGACCUUUCUUGGCGUACAGCCGCGCGUGCGACGCAUUCAUUUGGUGCAGUGGCGCAAUGCUCUCUUGAUUACUUCACUCCGUACGCUAGUGAUAUUUUGUCACUUUUGCUUGCUCGCGCUAAAUCGGCGGAACAAACCGGAAACGGUACGGAGUUGCAAGCGAGAUCAGUGGCGACGAUGGCGACCAUCUUGGGUGUCGUAGGCAUCGAGCGCGCUCCGAAUGGAUUGCUUGAGUUGCUGCUCCAGACCGCGGCAUCGGCGCUAACGUCCGCAGACACUAUUGCUCGCGAGUGCGCGCACGAGUGCUUGGGUAGAUUAGCCGUCGCACUGGAGGACAAGUUUGAGCCGUAUGCGAUCGAUGCGGCAUCUGCGGCAGUCGCGGCUCUCGCUCAAACAGAGUCAGCUUCGCAUAGAACAGCCAUCACCACUGGCGUCGUCGAAGAGCAGAUGGCUGCGGCGGAGGCUUUGGGCCAGUACUUCAACAGCGGCGUGGUGUGUCUCCGGCCCUUCUUACCGACCACGCUCGAAGCGCUUGCGUUCGCAUCUGAUACGACUCGACCGACACCGCUUCGGUUGGCGGCAAUUCGCGCCUUGGAGUUCAUAUUCUCUCCGUGGUCGAGUGCAGAGAAGGGCGACGUCGCGUUUCUCGCUCUCAGUACGGCGACGAUUAAGCUUCUUUGCGAGCGCGUCAGAUUCGAUCCGGACGCCGCCGUGGUGUUAGCCGCGAUCCAAGGCAUCAGCGAGUUAUUAGAUAAGGCAAAAACUUUGGCAACUUUACCUAUGGACGUUCUUGAGGGCGCAAAAGACGCUGCGGAAGUUGUUAUUCGCUGGCAAAGCGUGUGUCAAAUCGAGUUCGAGGCAAAAGAAGACGCUGCGGAGAACGACGACGACGACGAAAGCGAUGAUAAUGAUAUUUUUGACUCAAUGGUGUUUUGGGCUGAACGAAUCGCGCCACAGGACGAAGAUAGCGACUGA
Molecule: messenger RNA, 2255 nt
Organism: Ostreococcus lucimarinus CCE9901
Lineage: Eukaryota; Viridiplantae; Chlorophyta; Mamiellophyceae; Mamiellales; Bathycoccaceae
Exons: 1
Coding region: 222-2255 (677 amino acids)
Biological process (GO): protein import into nucleus
Cellular component (GO): cytoplasm; nucleus
Molecular function (GO): nuclear import signal receptor activity
Source: RefSeq, a predicted model, not a curated record